GGGUGGUGGGAAAAAUUUUUCCUCCCAACGGCCUCAGCUUCACUAACCCCUCCCCCCGGUGCGCGAGCCCCCGCUUGACCACGUGACCCUCUGACCCUCGUGCCAGCCCCCUGCCCUCCUUCGGGGAACGGGCGUCUACGUGACCCAGCUUCCUUGCGAACCACCUGGGCCCAGUGCCCCACGGGCUGUGCGUGCCGCAGAGACUCUCCUCUCUUAAACUUCUCCCCAGCCCUUGCCUCUCUCCCUUUAGCAUUAGUACCUCCAAGCUUCGGCCUCUUCCCCGCUACCUGGGAUCAGGCAGUGACGGGAAGUUUCUUGGUCCUUCCACCCCUAAAGGAGAGGAUCCAUAGCUUAUUGUAUUGGUAUCCAGGAAACAGCCUGAGUUGGUUGCAACAUGACAAGUGAGGUUGUGGAAGAUGAGAGCCAAUUCUACUUGAAGGCAGAGAAGUACUGGAAAGACGUCCCACCCACAGUGGAUGGCAUGCUUGGAGGGUAUGGCCAUAUCUCCAACAUCGACAUCAACAGCUCCAAGAAGUUCCUGCAGAGGUUUUUGAGGGAAGGUCCAAAUAAAACAGGAACUAACUGUGCUUUGGACUGUGGAGCUGGCAUUGGUCGAAUCACCAAAAGGCUGCUCUUGCCACUGUUCAAAGUAGUGGAUAUGGUUGAUGUUACAGAGGAUUUCCUGAUUAAGGCCAAAACUUACCUGGGUGAAGAGGGGAGGAGGGUGAGGAACUAUUUCUGUUGUGGCCUACAGGACUUCAGCCCAGAACCAAACUCCUAUGAUGUCAUUUGGAUCCAGUGGGUUAUAGGUCACCUGACUGAUCAGCACCUUGCUGAAUUCCUACGAAGGUGCAAGGCGGGUUUGCGGCCCAAUGGCAUCAUUGUCAUCAAGGAUAAUAUGGCUCAGGAAGGGGUGAUCAUGGAUGAUGUGGAUAGCAGUGUGUGCCGGGACCAGGAGGUGGUACGCAGGAUUGUCCGCCAUGCAGGUCUUAACCUCCUGGCCGAAGAGAGGCAGGAGAACUUUCCGGAUGAGAUUUAUCAAGUCUACAGUUUUGCCAUGAGAUGAGACAGUUUGGCAUGAGAGACAUAAGAAGGGACCAGUGUGGGGUUGGGGGAGGGGGAAUUGGAGCCAAAUGACACCUGUUGGAUCCAGCAGUGUUGUGUUAUGGUUCAGGAGUAUAGAAACAGCCCCAUGGAGGCUGCUAAAUACACCUGUAUGUUUGCUAUCAAUUUACUCUGUAUAGAUUGUAUAUUUAAAAGGAAAAACCAGACACAGAAGGGAAAGUUCUGCUGGACAAGAUAGAAGGUGAGUUGCAGGGCUUCCAAAGCAGAAAGUGCCAGCCAACUUUUGUGUGUGUGUACAAAAUAGGAAGAGUAGGCCUGAAUCAUAAUUAUCUCCUAACUUCCCCUUUCCCCAAAAAAAUUUUUUUUCCUGUAUGCCUAUUUGGGGACUUGUUAUUUUUCUUCUUGGAACACGGUUAUACAUGAUAGGUCUGGGAAAAACACUGAUCCUACCAGAUGACUUUUUUUUUGUUUAAACCAAAGGUCUGGCUGCCUUAACAGGAAGUAAAAUCACCUUUAACUUUGUAUCUGUGAACAUUAAAAAAGAAUCCAUUGUUACUUAA
Messenger RNA from Antechinus flavipes (yellow-footed antechinus), 1625 nucleotides. It is a transcript of the gene NTMT1, whose product is annotated as N-terminal Xaa-Pro-Lys N-methyltransferase 1. Gene Ontology annotation, cellular component: cytoplasm. The transcript is spliced from 4 exons. Gene Ontology annotation, molecular function: N-terminal protein N-methyltransferase activity. Lineage: Eukaryota; Metazoa; Chordata; Mammalia; Dasyuromorphia; Dasyuridae. The record is from RefSeq and is a predicted model, not a curated record. The coding region runs from base 395 to 1066 and encodes 223 amino acids.